AUGAUUGUUAUGGAGAUUGUGGAACAAAUAGAGAGGAUUUGUUGUUCUGUUUUAAUGCAAGCAAUCACUGCAAAUAGAAUAAUGAACUCUUCUUCACCAUGGUUUCACUUAAGUUGUGGCUUAUUUAAAGAAAAUGGAAAAAAGUCGCAGAUACAAGCCAAUCUGGGCAUAAAGAAAAUAUCCCACCAUUUAGCUCCUUCAUGUUCAUUGCUCGGUUUAUUGGUCCAAUACACCCACUCGUUACUAAUGAAGGACUCUUCACCCAAUUUAUCGCAGUUGUCGGACAAAAUUCAGAGAUCAAAUUCAAGUGAAGGUGAUGUGAAGCAGGCUACUUGUGUUGUCGCUUAUUAA
This is a messenger RNA of Echinococcus granulosus, 351 nucleotides long. RefSeq lists its product as hypothetical. The record is from RefSeq and is a predicted model, not a curated record. NCBI's taxonomy places the organism in Eukaryota, Metazoa, Platyhelminthes, Cestoda, Cyclophyllidea, Taeniidae. The transcript is spliced from 2 exons. The coding region runs from base 1 to 351 and encodes 116 amino acids.